This is a messenger RNA of Fragaria vesca subsp. vesca, 1888 nucleotides long. Its product is annotated as U3 small nucleolar RNA-associated protein 18 homolog. Gene Ontology annotation, molecular function: protein binding. Gene Ontology annotation, cellular component: Pwp2p-containing subcomplex of 90S preribosome; small-subunit processome. Bases 44 to 1732 code for a protein of 562 amino acids. The transcript has 2 exons. The record is from RefSeq and is a predicted model, not a curated record. NCBI's taxonomy places the organism in Eukaryota, Viridiplantae, Streptophyta, Magnoliopsida, Rosales, Rosaceae. Gene Ontology annotation, biological process: rRNA processing.
GAGCCCAUCUCUCUGAAACUGAAGCAUUGUUGUCGUGUGAAAGAUGAGUUUAAUAUCGCAGAAUAUCCCGUCUGGUUUUAAAUCAAGCAGGACCAAAAGGGAGGUUCCUGAUGAGCCUGCGUUUAUGCAAGCAAAUGAUGAGAAUGGAAAUGGGAAAGAGAUGAGUUUGGAGGUUAUGAGGGUGAACAAGAGGAAGAAACCGCGCAAUGAGGUUGAUGAGAAAGACGCGGUGGAGCAAGAGAAGGAGAUGAAGAAGCUGGAGAGUUUUUUGUUUGGAAACAUUUAUGCGCCGGUGGAGUUUGGGAAGGAGGUUGAGGAGGGAGAUGCAGUGGAUAAUGACUCUUCUUUGUUCUUUGUGGAUCGUUCUGCAAAUAGUGUGCUUUCUGUUGGUGAAGAUGAUGGAGAAGUAUUGGAGGAGGAACCUAAGCAAAGGAAAGCUGUCUGGGAGGAUGAUGAAGAGGCAAAGGCCAAUGUGAAUAUUGCCAAAGUUAAUAGAUUAAGGAAGCUGAGGAAGGAAGAGGAUGAGAGUUUGAUUUCUGGUUCUGAGUAUGUUUCAAGAUUGAGGGCGCAACAUGUUAAGCUGAAUCCCGGCACGGAGUGGGCUCAACUUGAUUCAGAGCCAAGGAACAAUAAAUAUUCUGACGAUGAAUCAUCAGAUGAUGAAGAUAGGGCAGUAGUGGCCCAUGGCUACAAGGCUGUUGGAGCUGUUGAUGAUCUCCUUCGAACAAAUGAGGAUUUUGUUGUGAAGAGCAGUUCAAAGUUGUUGCCUGGGCUUCUUGAAUACUCAAUACUGACAGAUGCUAACGCAGAGGAACCUUCUAGUGGUCCUAUAAAUUCAGUGCAGUUUCAUAGAAAUGCUCAGUUGCUUCUGACUGCUGGAUUGGAUCGAAGGCUUAGGUUUUUCCAGAUUGAUGGAAAACGGAAUGCUAAAAUUGAAAGCAUCUUCAUUGAUGAUUGUCCAAUUCGGAAGGCAGCCUUCUUGCCUGAUGGCUCUCAGGUUAUUAUAGCUGGAAGGAGGAAGUUCUUUUACAGCUUUGAUUUAGUGAAGGCCAAAGUUGAUAGAAUAGGACCCCUUGUUGGUAGAGAGGAGAAAAGCUUGGAAGUUUUUGAGGUUUCCCCUGAUUCUAGUACAAUUGCCUUUGUGGGCAAUGAAGGGUAUAUCUUGUUGGUUUCCACUAAAACAAAGGAAUUGAUUGGGACACUGAAGAUGAAUGGAACUGCACGUUCUUUAGCUUUUUCCGAAGAUGGGAAGCAGUUAUUGAGCUCUGGUGGAGAUGGACAGAUUUACCACUGGGAUUUGAGAACAGGAGCUUGCUUCCAUAAGGCUGUUGAUGAAGGCUGUAUAAAUGGCACAUCUCUGUGUACAUCUCCAAAUGGAAAACUGUUUGCUGCUGGUUCAGACAGUGGGAUUGUCAAUAUCUACAACAGAGAAGAAUUUUUAGGGGGCAAGAGAAAACCCAUCAAGACAGUCGAGAAUCUCACAACCAAAGUAGAUUUUCUCAAGUUCAAUACCGAUUCUCAAAUACUGGCUAUUUGUUCAAGCAUGAAGAAGAACAGCUUGAAGUUGGUACAUGUUCCAUCAUUGACUGUGUUCUCUAACUGGCCUCCACAGAAGAAGACCCUGCACUAUCCCCGGUGUUUGGAUUUCAGUCCUGGUGGAGGUUUCAUGGCCAUGGGAAAUGCUGCUGGAAAAGUUUUGCUGUACAAGUUGCACCACUACCAUGAUGCAUAGGGUGAAUGUUGUGAAAGGCUCCUUAUAAGAUUCAGCUGUACUUUCCUUUGUAUUAUUGCAGUCUUGUUUGUUGAGGUUUUCUUUGUUACAAGAAAACACCUGUAUGUUUUUCUACUUUUCUUCUUUUUAAUUUAAUGCUGCACCAAUUUUGAAUCA